AUGUGUGAAAUCAAAGACAUCAUCAAUCUUAAAGGUAAGAAGGCACAAUUUGUAGCAUGGUGGCGUAGUCAAUUAUAUUAUAUCAAAUUUUUAUCACACGAAGUCAAAUUAGAAAUAACAAGGUCAUAUAAACCAUCACCUUCCUCAUACAACCCUAAUAUACUUACAAAUUCACAAAAUAUUGACACUAACCAACCUCCGAGUCCAACCGAAUUAUCUUACGAUAACAAUCAUCUUGAUGCAAUUUCAAAGGCAAAAAAUACUAUCGCAUUUUUUAAAGCACUUGGCGGGGGAUAUUUUCGCAAUGUAGAUCCAAGUUAUUUCGUCGUAAUAUCGGGUGGUCGAUUAAUUGGUUUUUAUGAAAAUGAGACAGAAGCUCGUAAAGAAGCUGCUGCCGUUAUUAAUGGGGACGGAAUGAUUUUCCCGAUUUCUGGAAAUUUUAAAUCCAAUCAACGCAAAUAA
This is a messenger RNA of Funneliformis mosseae, 462 nucleotides long. NCBI's taxonomy places the organism in Eukaryota, Fungi, Glomeromycota, Glomeromycetes, Glomerales, Glomeraceae. The record is from the annotation of a GenBank genome assembly.